GGGAAUGAAAAACGGUUGGAUGAGAGAAACGUAGUGGUUCUAUCAAUGGCGGGUACUUCUACUACUACUUCUCCUCCUUCAACUCUCUUUCUCUCUCUAUUUUCCCAUUCUCAAACACAAUGCAAAACACCGCAACACCCUUGUUUCAAAUCGAACAUCGAAAAGCGUGCUCUCAUUCUCUGCUCUGCCAAGAAGAAACUCAGUUUUACUGAUCAAAUUCUUGACUAUAUAGAAGGAGGUCCCAAAUUAAGGAAAUGGUAUGGGGCACCUGAUCCCUUCUCUAAAGAUGAAUCCACUUUUGAAGAUGAUGAUCAAUCAGAAGUGGAAGAAGCCAGGGAUGCAGUUUUAGUAACUGAUGGAGAUAGUGAGAUAGGCCAGAUGGUAAUAUUGUCCUUGAUUGUCAAAAGAACUCGAGUUAAAGCACUGGUAAAGGACAAGCAGGCUGCACUUGAAGCCUUUGGAACUUAUGUUGAGUCAAUGGUUGGAGAUGCAAGUGACAAAAAAUUCUUAAAGAAAGCUCUAAGAGGGGUUCGCACAAUAAUAUGCCCAAAUGAAGGUUUCUUAUCCAAUGUUGAGGGCUUGAAAGGGGUGCAACAUGUAGUUCUCUUAUCUCAGUUGUCUGCUUAUAGAGGUUCUGGUGGCAUUCAAGCUCUCAUGAAAAGCAAUGCAAGAAAAUUAGCUGAGCAAGAUGAAUCGUUGCUGAUGGCCUCAGGAAUCCCUUACACUAUCGUCAGGGCUGGAUUGUUACAAAGCACUCCAGGUGGACAACAAGGUUUUAGCUUUGAGGAGAUGAUUAUUGAGAAGCAUAAGAGCAACUACCAUUUUCUAUGUAUAAGAUUCUUAAGGCUGUUUGCUCAUAAGUCAUCAAAUAAUGGAGCAAAUUCUACCCACUAUUAAAAAAGAAUUUACUUAUGAGACACAGAGACAGCUUCAUGUGUUGGUCAUUGCAAUGUGUUUUAGGCUUUUAGCAGUGACACGAUUGCUGUAGGAGACCUUUUUCAUUGGUCAUCAGGAAAUUGCAGGGUGGUGAAUUGUCCCAUUUUGUUCUCUAUAGCUUUAGGGUGCCAGAACUUAUUGUUUCCAUGGAGUCUUUCUCGAGCAAAUAUAGUCAUCACAAAAACUGAUUGUAGACAUUGAAGUUAUUUGGUUUCACUAAACAAAAGUGCUUUAGUUAUUGUCCAUAAGCAUUUAGGCAAAACAUUUUAAUGUUAUACUAAAGACAAUCAAUUAUAGACCCUUCUCUUCAUUUCUAGCCCAAACAUAGACCCCCUUUUGAUGCACAGAAAAAAGGAAAAAUAAAUCUUGUUUCUUUGAAGAUAGAUCAUUCUAUCAAACUUAUUUCUUCAAUCUGAUCUCAUGGGCCCUUGAAAUUUUGAUUCUAACUGAAAAUUUUAGGGAAUUGGCAAGCAUCUGAUGGAUAUUAACAAAAUUACCUUACAAGAUAACAAUAAUGAGGUCUGUUCUAUUGCUGUUGCUGAGUAUCAAACUUC
Quercus lobata is the source of this 1490-nucleotide messenger RNA. RefSeq names its product NAD(P)-binding Rossmann-fold superfamily protein. The record is from RefSeq and is a predicted model, not a curated record. The transcript has 8 exons. The coding region runs from base 46 to 897 and encodes 283 amino acids. Gene Ontology annotation, cellular component: chloroplast. Lineage: Eukaryota; Viridiplantae; Streptophyta; Magnoliopsida; Fagales; Fagaceae.